Messenger RNA from Pseudopodoces humilis (Tibetan ground-tit), 2790 nucleotides. It is a transcript of the gene BCAS1, whose product is annotated as brain enriched myelin associated protein 1. NCBI's taxonomy places the organism in Eukaryota, Metazoa, Chordata, Aves, Passeriformes, Paridae. Gene Ontology annotation, biological process: myelination. The record is from RefSeq and is a predicted model, not a curated record.
UGCUCUCCUCAUCCCCAGCACGUGUCCCAGUGCCUGUCCCUGCAGGACCAGGCAGAGCUGCGCUCCAGGAAAAUGGGGAAUACCCUGAGUGUGCCAGAGGAAGCUGAGGAUGACAAAACCUGCACAGUGAAGAGUUACCAGGCUCUCUCUGAGUCUCCUGACAGUAUUAAAAAUGGAUCUGUGGUGUUUGUUCAGAGCCCUCCCCUGGCAGUGAAUGGUGAAGCAGCUGCCGAGGCGGGUUCUGGACGGGAUAGCGCGGCCGUUUCCCCGGCGGAGCCAGCGGAGCAGCGCGGCGCUGCCCGGGCGGGCGGGAGCGCUGCCAGGAGGGCCGAGCCGGCUGCCAGGCCCCGCUCCGUGCUCGCCUUUCCCUGGGCUGUGCCAGGGCGUGCUGAGCAGCCAGCGCAGCCUCCAGCCCCCGCACAGCCCGCUCCCGAUGCCACCGGGCUGAACAAAGGUCCCAGUGAGGGCGCAGAGGGGCCUGGGGCGGCUGAGGCUCAGGAGGGAAGCCAUAUAAACCUGGGCCAGGCCCCGCUCCAGGACGUCGAGCUCGAGGGGACACCUGAGGGACACGAUGUGGCCGCCCCAAAGGCCAAAGCAGUGACGCUCUUCGACAGGAUCUUCAGGCCGGAGAAGGGCAAGGGAAGGACACGAGGUGACCCUCAGGAGGGAAGGCAGGGCUUGGACGUUCCCAACGGGAACACCGCGGCCGGCGUACCUGACGGGAUCCCGCUGGACGAGGAGAUAGAUGAGUGCACCCAAAAGGAGCUUGGGCAGGACUCUGCAGGUGAACAGGGCCCGGCUGCUGCAGCACCUGGGAGGACACAGGUAGAGCAGGACAGUCCCCAGGCAGCUGCAGGACAGGGCUCAGUCAUGAGCUUCCUCAAAACACUGGUCUCCCCAAGCAAAGCUGAAGCCAAAAGUGAUUCUGAAGACAAGGGCUCCAAGGCGGAGAAGGGCCCAGGGGGGCAGCCGAGCCCGAAGGCAGCGGCAGAAUCCCCCUCCAAAGGAGCCAAGAAAAAGAAGGCAGAGAGCCCCAAGCUGGGCCACAGCACCUUUAGCAAACUCUUUAGGCACAAGGCUGCAAAAGAAACCCAGCAGACAACCAACACCAAAAGCCCUGAGCAGCCUCCUGUCACCUGUGUAAAAGCAGACAGAAAUGUCCCUCCCUCCCAAGAGCCGCCGGCCAAGCAGAACCCGAAAGCUCCGGAGGCCACAACCCCUGCGCAGGGAGUGAGCACUGAAACCCCCCGAGAGGCCACCAAGGACAAGGGCUCGGCCACUCCUCUGCCCCUGAGCAAGCUCUUCUGGAAAAAGAACUCCUCGGAAGAAGCAGAGACCGUGAGCAAUGAGAAGGCAGAGGCGGCUCUGGAGGCGGUGACUCCCGACAGGGACGAGAGCAAGAGCUCCGAGAGCACCGAGCUGAAACCGCGAGGGGCGGAGAGCAAAACGCCCAAAGCAAACCUGAGGAAGUUUUUUAAGCUGACUUUAAACGCCACAGAGAAGCCUCUUGCCCCAUCUGAGAGCGACCCUGGGGGCCAAAGGAGCAAAGAGAGCUCCAAAGACAAGAAGUCCACGGUGGAGCUGGGCAAGCAGAAGGGCAGGGAGCAGCCAGAGCCCCGGGAGCAGCCAGCAGCUGAUCCUGACUCCAUCCAGAACGGUGGAGACGCCAAGGAACCCUCCUACAAGAAGACAGAGAAGAGGCAGUCCCUCGGAGGCUUUUUUAAAGGCCUUGGCUCCAAGAGGAUGUCGGAUGCAGAAGUGCAGACAGAUCCCGUGUCCAUCCUCCCCGCUGGGAAAUCCAAGUAGUGCCCAGCUGUGGCUGCUGAGGGGAGGCUCAGCAGCUCUCUGGGAGCUCCUGGCAGCAGAAAUGCCUCCUUUUCCUUCCCACGGCUCUCAGCAAACGCCUGAGGCUGAAGCAAACACCGGGGUACCAUUGCAGCUUGUCACUGGCAGGUUUGUUCCUCACCUGGAGAAAGCAGCUCUAAAGACCCCCAAGAAAUGUGUUUAAUGUAAGGUGGUGUGGGUGGUUUGAAGUGUGGAGAGGGGAGAGUAAGUCAGGCACGAGGGUGGCAGAGAAUUCAAUAAAUGGCAGAAAAACAAAGGACGUGACAAAGGAGGGCAGCGAGGCACAGGCAGAGAAUCCUCCGCUUUAGAGAGCUUGAAAGCAGCCAGGAAAAACACAAAUCCCCUUGGAUAAAUCUUCUGCUUCCAUGGAACAACAGCCAAGUCACUUCUGGUGGGGUUUCGAUGGAGCUGAAAUCAAAGCUGAACCCUUCAGCCUGAGAGAAUCCGUGGUGAUCAAGUCCUGCUUCCUGUUGGUUAUUAAUGUAAAUUAAAACGCUAAAAUGCAAAGGCUUGACGUGAUUGAGGCAGCUCCUCUCUUGGCCGGGCGAGGUGGGAUAACAAAUUAAAAGCUAUUUAAAGUUCUAAUAGGACACAAGAGGGCACCCACGUCCCCUAACGCCGGGCUGUGCCUGCCAGCCGGGAAUUAAUGGUCCUUAGAUCAUAGGAAACUUACUUGUUCAUCCUGAUAUUUGUUUAUAGUCGUAAUUAAUCCUAAUAAAAACCAAAAUCAAAGCUUCCCAGGCAGCUCUCUGCUUCACAAGACUCCCAUAAUAACUACAGUUAAUAAAUUUUACAGAAAAUUAAGAUUUCUGUUCGUUCAAUCCUAGCCUGUACAGGGAACCAGGGGUCUGACAUUUUAAUCAACACUGAUCUUAAUGAUACAAUACUGUAUAUUUUGACAUCCUUAUCUUUAAAUAAACUAAUACUUACCCUUUGAAAAAAAAA